CACUGUUCUGUUGUUACCCCGACGCUUUCCUUUCUCUCUCUAGUUUCUCUCUCCUACGAAAUCAUCCGAUUUGGCUUCGCUUUCUCUUUCUUCCCCCUCUCCUCUCCUCUCUUUUCUUUCUUUUCCUUUUUUUCCCUUACCCUUUUUUAUCUAUCAACCCCUUCGUCUCGCACUGCCAUGACGACCCAAUAAAACCCUAAAUCCACUACACUUCACUGUAUAGGUUCUUCCUUCAAGACUUCCUUUCGUUUUCUUAUUGGGGAAAAAUUGAAAGAGAGGAGUUUGUUUCGUUCUUGUCUUCUUUAUUUUUCUGGGUUUUCUUGUUGUGCCUGUUGAGCAAUUAAGAGUUGGGAUAUAUGUCCUUCAAUCAAUCAAGGUCCGAUAAGAGCGACAAUCAUUACCGUAAAUCCUGGAGAUCAGGGAGCUUCAAUCAGCAGCGAGGUUCCUCAGGCACGCACGUUAAGGGUGGUGGCGGCGGGGCCGCGCCUUCUGCCGUGAUCACUUCGGGUUCCUCACAGCCCUCUAAUCGGAGUUUUAAGAGGUCUAACAAUUCACAUGGUGGGCAAUCUAGGGUAAACCCUCCCCCUGUAAAUUCAGCCGAGUCUAAUGGUGCUUCUACAGGCCGGACGAUACCAAAUGGUGCCCAUUCACAACAAUCACCUGGAGCAUCUGAUGCGCCAGUUACGAAUGCAGUUGCCAAGUCAUCUGAGCCCUCAUCCAUACAGAAGAGCACCAGAGUUGUUCCGAAAGCUCCAACCCCUGGACCUUCCACCGUGAAUUCUGAUGCAGCAGCUCCUACGACCCCUGCCAAGGCCCCUGAAGAUUCAUCCAAGCCAUUUGCUUUCCAAUUUGGAUCCAUUAGUCCCGGUUUCAUGAAUGGGAUUUCUAUUCCUGCUCGCACAAGCUCAGCUCCUCCAAAUUUGGACGAACAGAAAAGAGAUCAGGCUUGUCACGAUUCUUUUAGACCUGUGCCUUCAGUGCCAACACCUCCAAAGCAGCUACCACCAAGGAAUGAUGGUGUUGUUACUGACCAAUCUAAUGCUGGGGAGGCUCGUUCAGUGAACAAGGUGAAAAAGGAGGAGCAGGUGUUAGCUUUGCCCCCAGCAAGCCAGGUGCAGAAGCCUUCUGUUGCCAUGACUGGGAUUUCAAUGGCUAUGCCAUAUCAUCACCAAUCACAGGCCCCUGUACAGUUUGGUGGACCUAAUCCACAGAUUCAAUCUCAGGGAAUGCCACCAGCAUCUCUUCAGAUACCGAUCCCUUUAGCAAUGGGAAAUGUUGCACAAGUACAACCGCAGGUUUUUUUUCCAAGUCUUCAAACUCUUCCUACUCAUCCUCAGGGAAUUAUGCAUCAAGGCCAAAACUUGAGUUUCCCUCCGCAAAUGGGUCCUCAGAUGUCCCAUCAGUUGGGUAACAUGGGUAUGAACAUCAACCCACAAUAUACCCAGCAGCAAGGUGGAAAAUUUGCUGGUCCUCGCAAGGCUACUACUGUCAGGAUUACUCAUCCUGAGACACAUGAAGAGCUCAGACUUGACAAUGAUAAAAAGUCAGAUUCACAUUCCGAUGGCAUGUCAUCUGGUGCUAGGAAUUAUCCUAAUGUUCCUUCUCAGUCUCAACCCGUUCAAUCGUUUGCCACUUCUCAUCCCCUCAACUAUUUUCCAUCUAGCACUUACAGCAGUGGCUCUCUCUUUUUUCCACCUAGUUCUGUUCCAUUAUCAAGCAGCCAUAUAACUCCUAAUUCUCAGCAACCAAGAUUUAAUUAUCCUGUGAAUCAGGGCCCCCAAAAUGGAGGUUUUAACAAUCCAUUAUCUAUUGGUUCCUUGCCUGUUAGUAAAACUGGCACUUUUGUUCCAGGCUUUGGUGAAACACCAAAUUUGGAACAUUCUCGUGAUUCACAGAAGGUGAUAUCAUCAGGUAUGUCUGGAGUAGCUCAUGCUAGUAUCAAACCAAGUGGCAGUUCUGGUAUCGUUGACUCAACAAUCACCAAUUCUGGCAUUUCUGUUAAAACAAGUGAAUCUCCCGGCUAUUUAGGCGCAUCGAUUGAUGCUGGCUCCACUGUGUCUCCAAAAGUGUCUGAUAAUUUUUCUGAGACCUCUUCACAGCAGUCUAAGCCGUCCAGUGAUUCUUUUGUUUCAAGGUCAUUGUCAAAACAACCUGCUGCUGGUUCUGCUGAGAAGCUUGCAUCCACUCCCUUGAUGCCUUUUUCUGCUGCUGUGAGUGAGAACUCUGUCUCAGUUGUGUCCAACAACGAAGGCAGAAAGAAGGAAUCUCUUAGCAGGUCAAACUCUUUGAAAGAUAAUCAGAAGAAAACAGGGAAGAGAGGCCAAUCACAACAUCAGGUUACUUCACAAUCUCCUACAGUGGUUAAUGUACCUUCUCAAGCUGUUGAUAGUGUUAUGGUUGAUCGUGAAGUUUCUGAUACUUCGGAAAAAAAAACAAAGGCUUGUGUAGCAACAACCCGUGAUGAUAACUCUAACAGCACACCACAGGCAUUAUCAGCCACAGUUAGCAGUGAUAUUUUUCCUUGUGCCAAUGAAAUGAACAUUGAUCCUUCUUUGGAAGGUUCUGUCCGCAUUUCAGCUGAAGGAGUUGGUGCUUUAGCUAUUGAUAGUUUGAACAACCACAGGAAUGAUAAACUAGAAUCAUCACAACAGGAUAAACUUUUAAAGAUGAAUAUACUUGAGGUGGGUGAUAAAAAUGAAAGAUCCUGUGAAGUAUUUAAACAAAAAAGCGAUGACAUUGGAACUAAGUUUAAACAAACAGAAACAGAUGGGGCUAAGGAAUCGCAAGUGCAACAAAGACUGGAAUCGCAGGAUGAAUCUACGAAUUUUAGAUCAGAAUGUGACAUAAAGGGUGAUAAUUUAGGCGUGCCUACCUCAAAUGAUUUGGAUUCUAGAGAUAUCUAUUUAAAUAGAAAUGAUAGUACGGUUAGUAAUGAAUCUAUUUGUGCAAAUUCUGCCUCGACUGAUAAGAAUUCUGGUGAUCUCCCAGAAGCAACUUCAAAACAUAGCAAGGAUUGUUCAGAGAAUGCAGACAGUGGCUCCGUAUUCCUUCCAACAUCAAUUAGCAAGGACAGACCUAUUUUGGAGCCAAAUAAGGUGAAAACUACAACAAAAGGAAAGAAGAAAAGAAGGGAGAUUCUUCAGAAAGCAGAUGCUGCGGGGUCAACUGCUGAUCUUUAUAAUGCAUACAAGAGACCCGAGGAAAAGAAAGAAGUCAUUGUAUGUACAGAGAGCAAAGAAAGUACUUCAUCUGGAAGUUUAAAGCAGUUGCCUAAAGAGGCUGCUCAGCCAGAUGCUAUUGCAACUGAGAAAGAUGGGCAUGAUAAAGCUGAGCCUGCUGAUUGGGAGGAUGCUGCUGAUAUGUCUUCCCCAAAAUUGGAAGUUGCGGAAAAAACACAACAGGUCAGUGAUGGAAAUGAACUAGCAGGUAAAAAAUACUCAAGGGAUUUCCUUAUGAAAUUUGAAGAGCAAUGCAUUGAUCUUCCUGCGGAUUUUAAAAUAGAAGACAUUCCUGAGGGUUUGAUGAAUUCUAAUGUUACUGGUUCUCAUUUUGAACGUGAUUCACAUCUUAGUCCAGGAAGAAUUAUGGAUAGGUCUGGUGGGAUGUCUCGAAUGGACCGCCGUGGCUCCGGGCAUUUUGAAGAAGACCGGUGGAAUAAAGUUGCUGGACGUGACAUGCGCAUGGAUGGUUUUGGUGGUAAUACAGGAUUUCGACAUGGUCAAGGAGGCAAUUUUGGUGUUUUAAGGAAUCCACGUGCUCAGACACCUCUGCAAUAUGCUGGAGGGAUCCUUUCUGGACCAAUGCAAUCCAUGGGUAAUCAGGGAAUUAUGCAAAAGAAUAGCCCUGAUGGUGAGAGAUGGCAACGAGCAACUAACUACCAGCAGAGGGGUUUAAUUCCUUCUCCUCAAACCCCACUGCAGAUGAUGCAUAAAGCUGAAAAGAAGUAUGAGGUUGGUAAGGUGACAGAUGAGGAGCAAGCAAAGCAGAGGCAGUUGAAAGCCAUUUUGAACAAGUUAACUCCUCAGAAUUUUGAGAAACUUUUUGAGCAGGUAAAAGCAGUUAACAUUGACAAUGCCGGCACUCUUACUCGUGUAAUCUCUCAAAUAUUUGAGAAAGCUCUAAUGGAGCCUACCUUCUGUGAAAUGUAUGCCGAUUUCUGUUUUCAUCUAGCUGCCGAGUUGCCUGAUUUCAGUGAAGACGAGGAAAAGAUAACUUUUAAGAGAUUAUUGUUAAACAAGUGCCAAGAGGAAUUUGAGAGGGGUGAAAGAGAGCAAGAAGAGGCUAAUAAGGAUGAUGAUGGUGAGGUGAAGCAAUCCAAUGAAGAGAGGGAAGAGAAACGAAUUAAGGCAAGAAGACGCAUGUUAGGUAAUAUACGAUUGAUUGGAGAGUUAUAUAAGAAAAAAAUGUUGACGGAGAGGAUAAUGCAUGAGUGCAUCCAGAAGUUACUGGGAUCAUAUCAGGACCCUGAUGAGGAAGAUAUUGAAGCCUUGUGCAAGCUGAUGAGUACUAUAGGGGUGAUAAUUGAUCAUCCCAAAGCCAAGGAACACAUUGAUGCUUAUUUUGAAAGGAUGAAAUUGUUAUCAAACAACAUGAAUUUAUCUUCUCGAGUUAGAUUCAUGUUGAAGGAUGCUAUUGAUCUGAGAAAGAACAAAUGGCAGCAGAAGCGGAAAGUUGAAGGUCCAAAGAAGAUUGAAGAGGUGCACAGAGAUGCUGCCCAAGAGAGGCAGGCCCAAACUGGUAGGGUAGGCCGUGGUCCAAGCAAUACUGCAUCAUUGAGAAGGAUGCCUAUGGAUUUUAGUCUGAGAGGGUCAUCUAUGUUGUCUCCACCCAUCACCCCUAUGGGGCUACGUGGGCUUUCUGCGCAAGUUCGCAGUGGUGGUUCUCAGGAUGUUCGUCAAGAUGAUAGACUAUCCUAUGAGGCUAGAAAUUUGUCCAUUCCUUUGCCUCAAAGACCUUUAGCUGAUGAUUCUAUAACCUUGGGACCACAAGGUGGUCUUGCAAGAGGAAUGUCCUUUAGGGGGCCAGCUGCUAUUCCAAGUUCUCCUGUUCCUGAUGGGCUUCCAGUUGCUGCAGAUUCUCGUAGAAUGACGUCUGGCCCUAAUGGUUAUAGCAAUUCAUCGGAGCGUGCUCUGUACAGCAGCAGAGAGGAUCAAACGCCAAGAUAUGCUACAGAUAGAUUUGCUAGUGCAACUGCUCAUGACCAAUCAGCUGUUCAGGAGCGUAAUAUCAGUUAUGGUAAUAGGGAUCUGAGAAAUGCAGAUAGGAGUCUUGAGAGACCUGUUGCAACUUUACCUCCUGGUGUGCAAGGAUCUGCAGUCUCCAAGAAUGCCUCGUUAGAGAAGGUUUGGCCGGAAGAACAACUGCGGGACAUGUCCAUGGCAGCAAUUAAAGAAUACUACAGUGCUAGAGAUGUAAAAGAAGUUGCGCUGUGUGUGAAAGAUCUAAACUCUCCGAGCUAUCAUCCUUCAAUGAUUUCUCAAUGGGUCAUAGACUCGUUUGAGAGAAAGGACACGGAAAGAGAUCUUCUGGCCAAAUUACUAGUGAGCCUUACAAAGUCUCAGGAUGGCACCUUGAGUCAGUCUCAGCUUAUCCAAGGGUUUGAAUAUGUUCUAAGUGGCCUGCAAGAUGCCGUUAACGAUGCCCCCAGAGCCCCAGAAUUUCUAGGCCGAGUUUUUGCCAGAGUUGUGACAGAAAGCGUUGUUUCUUUGAAAGAUAUUGGUCGACUAUUACACGAAGGCGGAGAGGAGCCAGGCCAACUCUUGGAAAUUGGACUGGCAGCAGAUGUUCUGGGAAGCACCUUGGAGGCAAUACAAAUGGAGAAAGGGGAUGCAGUUCUGAGUGAGAUCCGUUCAAACUCCAACUUGAGGCUGGAGACUUUCCGGCCACUCAAUUCCAAUGUAUCAAGAAAGUUAGAAAAAUAUAUUUAGAGUAUAGUGAUGCUCGUUGUAUCUUUUGUUGUAGGUUUGAGGGGUGGGGAAAUUAUUUUUUGACUAGUAUUACUAGUGUUUAAAAAAUAUGCAGAAAUUAUUCUCUCUUCUGGGGUGGUUGGGUAGCCAUAUUUUAUAUUACAAUGAUCUUUUCUUUGUUUUAAUGGUAACAUUCUCCAACAUCUUCAUUGCUAUUACGAAAGGUUCAAUUGGGCAUCUUAAA
Prosopis cineraria is the source of this 6150-nucleotide messenger RNA. Its product is annotated as eukaryotic translation initiation factor 4G-like. The record is from RefSeq and is a predicted model, not a curated record. The coding region runs from base 357 to 5927 and encodes 1856 amino acids. Gene Ontology annotation, molecular function: translation initiation factor activity; protein binding; mRNA binding. The transcript has 10 exons. Lineage: Eukaryota; Viridiplantae; Streptophyta; Magnoliopsida; Fabales; Fabaceae. Gene Ontology annotation, cellular component: eukaryotic translation initiation factor 4F complex.